GGGGCAAGCUCACGCUAGCAAGAUAACCAACUCAUGGCCUGUGGAAAUAACACAGUUUUUCACGAGUAGUACCGUUAAACCUCAGCCGCCUUCUACAGAAAGUGGUUCAGCAGCAGCAGCCAGUCAACCACUGACUGAGAGGUGUUGUUUCAGCAUUUUAAGGCAGCACCGUAUAGUCCUGCCCUACCAGGAAGACUGAAGAGAAUCUGAAGUAGGCUUCGCGUUGCAAGUUGGCCUUAGACUAAAACAGCAGUCUGGACAUUCCUUUGGAUUCCCCUUCUUGAAUCACUGCAAUAAAGCAACAGGGGUGAAGAGGCCAAGAAAGGAGGAAAUCCCAGCUGCAACAAGUGUUUACCAGAAUGGACAGCCAGGGGGUGGGGGAUUUACUGGAGGAGUGUCUCAGGGCAGUAGCAGCAACUCAAGGGUCCACCCAGCCCACUGAGGCAGAGAGGCUGAACUACUGUAGCUGCAGAGACUCGCUGUGUGCAGAACUUGCCUCUCUCCUGCAAGAGGCAACAGAAAUGAAGUGGCCCUUCGUGCCGGAGAAGUGGCAGUAUAAGCAAUCAAUCAGUGCCAAUGACAAAACCGACCUCAUCAGCAAGCACCUAUCUCAGCUACUGGCUGUCCUAAAGGCUUCCAUCACAGCUCGGGAGGCACGCACAGCCCUGGCGGUGGUCUUCUUAAUCGACCGCUUCCUCUACUGGAUGGACGAAUCCAGCCGGCUGCUGAAGAUUGCCAAGCUGCUCCACAGACGCUACCCUGACACCCCUGUGGCCCCCCAACUGGUCAUACGACAGGCCAGAGUCUACCUUAACUCUGGCAAACUACAGAAGGCAGAAUACAUACUGAGCAGUCUCAUUAACAAUAGUGGGGCCACAGGUUGUUGGGCGUACCACUCUGAAAGUGACAGAGUUCUUGUGCAGGCCGUCAGUGUUCAAGUGCGUGGAAUGACGUUGCAAAAGCUAGGUCUGUGGCUAGAGGCAGCAGAGCUGAUCUGGGCUUCUCUGGUUGGCUACUAUGCACUUCCUCAACCAGAUAAAAAGGGCAUUGGAACCUCUCUUGGCCUACUGGCCAACAUAUUGGUGUCUAUGAAUGAUGAGGACUUCCACUCUUUUAGGACUAAUCCAGAUAUUGAUUUGUCUUUACUUGGGGACAGGAGCCAUCGUCUUCUUUCAGCAGCCCAGGCAGCUAAGAUGGCGGUGGUGUACAGCCAGUACACUUCACUCUAUGUGUUAACCAAUGCGGUAACUCAAGGAACCUGCUUGUUAUCGUACAGUUUCUCAGUGGAGUGCCCAAACUCUCAAAAGCAGUCUUUCCUUCUGCAGGCUAGAGAGGCUUUUGAAAUUGGCCUGCUCACCAAAGAAGAGGGAGAGCUGGUCACCAGCAAGCAGGAGCUUCACAGCUUCCUCAAGGCUGCCUAUUCCCUCACUGCCGCGCACAAGUGGCUUGGCACUCCUCAGGAUGUCGAGGAGCAGGCAACUCAAGCUUGCCAGACAGCUUUAGGAAAGUUCUAUGAUUACUGCCAGGCAGAUACCCAGGACAAAGACGGCAUCUGUGCCGAAAUCAUGCAACUGGUCGCCGGAGUAAAGCUUCUGUUGCAGGUGAAGCCUUUCCUUAAUUCAGAAAAGGGGUCUUUUAUCCCUGACAGCUACAGAAACAUCAAAGACACAUCGGUAAAUUUCACUGUGGAACGUUUCGCUAAGGUGAUGCAGAGAUUCCAAAAGUAUCAUGAAUCACUAUGUGAGACAACCAGCCCAAACUGUAAGGGGACUAAGGACGAGAUGGACGGUGCGAAGCUAUGUAUCACUGCACUGGGGACAACCAUUGGUACACUCAACGCAGAAUGUAGCACUGAGGCUUGCAAUGUGUCAAAAGAUACACCUAAAGGAGAGGAGCCACAACAGAGGGGAUCAAAUCCAUCUGCUGUGCACCCACCUCAGAAGUCUGACCUGUGUACCACCCUAGGAAGCACAGAUAACCUUGGCUCUUCAUGGCAGAACUUCUCCUUGAGUAGUUCAGGGUCUCCUAGGCCCAGCAGCAGCGGCUACACGGGAAGUAUUGCCAUUGAACUUGAAGCAAAUGCAAGCAACCAGUGCUGUCUGACCACUGAGGUUGACGAUGACAGGUCAGACAGGAUGCUAUCCGCGGGAAAAAAUAAAAACAAGAAGCGAGACUUACAGGGCUGGAACUCUAGUGUCAGUUCCCAUACUGCCCCGAGAUCUGCAAUACCUGCCACAUCCUCCUCCAGUGCGAGUAGUGAUUCAGAGAAGUUUGAAGUGCUGCAAGCUGAAAUAGAGACACUGGCCACUGAGGACGAUUGGAUGACUCAUGUUGUUGGUGUGCCGAUGAAACUGCCAGAAGCUGAAGGAGCAGCACGUUCCUUAUCCCAGCUAGCUAUUAGGACAUCCUCUAGCUCGCUCGGUGACAGUUUCGGUUCCCAGUCAUCAUGGGAGAAAAUCUCAGCUAACCUGAAUUCCCCCACAAACAGAAAACCUCAGCCGAGUAGCCUGUCAAAAGCAGGAACCGGCCAAGGCAGUAGGUCAUCAGAGUCAGAUGGGAGCUUCUUCCUCUUGGAAACACUUGAUUCAGAAACCAAUAAUUCAGCUCAUGAUCAUACGCACAAAAAAGACACAUCUGGAUGGGAAUUUAGAGCCUCAUCCACGCCACAACCUCUGGAGAGCCUUAAUGUUUUGCCAAAUAUGGACACCGAAGAUAUCUCAGCAUCUGUAAAACCUGCUGCGAAAAACUCCUUAACAAUCCCACACACAAACCCAGAACAAUGUGCUCCCACCGAAACCUCCACAGAGAGUUCAUUUGAGAUGCUGGAGGACGAUCAAAGUGGACGCCAACGCGGUGAAGGUACUUCUACAGAAAAAGUGAAUGCCCCUCAGAGGAAGAACCCCUUGUGCUACAGCUGCCAAAAGCACAGCAUAGUAGCUGGUGUUGUUCCUGAGAGACAGUAUUUGUUGUCCCAGCAUGAUUACCAAGCCCUGCUGGCUGGAGUUUGCCAUGAAUGUCUGCUGAAGAGACUUCACAGUGAGAAGACACAGUUCAAACUCAAUAAACACAGAUCUGCCCACAGUGCUCUUCAUUUAAAGUUCUCCAAAGCCACAGGCCUGUGGACAGCCAGGGAGACCUGCGUUUACAUCGGGGAGCCAAUGGGGAUGCAGGGCAAGCAGAGAGCGGCAAUAUGGGUACAGUUUUUACACCAGGAAGAAAGGUUAAGCAGUUAUGUGGGUAAAGAUUACUUGAAGCCAAAGGCGAUCCAGUUCCAUCUGAAAGAUGUGGAGCGACAGAUGACAGCCCAGUACUAUGUGACUGAAUUCAAUAAGAGUCUUUACGACAAGGAGGUCAUGGCUCAGAUCUUCUUCAUUCCCUCGGAAGCACUACUGAUUUUGAAUGGAAAUGAGAUUGUAGGCUGUGUAACCGUGGAGCCCUACAUGCUGGGAGACUUUGUCAAACUGACGAACAACACUGGGAAGAAGAACAAGAGUUUCCAGGCUACAGAAUAUGGCCUUGCCUUUGGACACUUUACCUUCCAGUUCUCUGACUGCCAGGAAGUUGUUGUAGACCUGCAAGGCUGGGUAACUGCCAGUGGCAAAGGGCUGACCUACCUCACUGAUCCUCAGAUUCACUCCACCAAGACCCCUAAAGGUCCCUCCAACUUUGCUGCCAGAGGCCUCAGGUACUUCCUAGAAGAGCAACAUGGACCACAGUGCAACGGGAUUUGCCAGCUGCUCAAACUGCCUCCAGUGGACAGAAAGCCUCAAGUUCUGCCCCAGAAACUUUGAGAAUGUGCAGAUGUGUUUGUAUGUGGGAGUGAAAAGAUAAUGUUAAAUUAUGAGUAACAUGCUAUUGAUGCAAGUUUACAUAUUUCAAAGUUUACAUGAUUCAAAUCCACAACUGACAUAAAUUGUAAAGUAUUUUCAGUUCUUCUGGUACCUUUUAUGUAAACAGGGUGUGAGGUUUUACAUUUUAAAUUGUUUAAAAUUAUUUAUUAUUUAAUCUGCACAAUGUAGGAGUUUUGUUACCUGGAUCAACUAAUUCUGUAGUUUACUGAAAGAGGACAGAGUUGGAUGACAUUUAAAUUAUUGGCCUAUGUGGUGUUAGAAAGGUGAUUAUUUCUCCAUACUCUGAAUGAUAAUCUAGUCUGUGAAUUACAGCCGCUGAAUUCCAAGAUAAGUUCUAUUUCAGUUUAGCUCCUGCUGCAAUAAUUAUAAAAUACUUGUGUUGUUUUGUUUUGGACAUAAUGUUUUCGGUACCUAUCACCGUCUCUUCAGUAUGCUACUGGAUUGCUGUAUAACUGGACUGGCAGUGCAGGAAUCACCUGACACUGACGAAUAAUGUUGACUGUAUCAUCA
Messenger RNA from Micropterus dolomieu (smallmouth bass), 4361 nucleotides. RefSeq names its product alpha-kinase 1 (gene alpk1). NCBI's taxonomy places the organism in Eukaryota, Metazoa, Chordata, Actinopteri, Centrarchiformes, Centrarchidae. Gene Ontology annotation, biological process: protein phosphorylation. The transcript has 16 exons. The coding region runs from base 360 to 3791 and encodes 1143 amino acids. The record is from RefSeq and is a predicted model, not a curated record. Gene Ontology annotation, molecular function: protein serine/threonine kinase activity; ATP binding.